GUUUUCUACAGUCAUCUCCCAUUCCUACACCUGAGACGAAACGGUAAUGUUCCAUUUUCCAAAGAAGAACGCGAACAUUCCCGGUCCCAGCUUCUUUGUAUUGGAGCGUCAUUUGCGCAAUUAUAACUACGUGAUUUCAUAAACCAUUGGUUUCUUUUUUCCAAAUUCCAAAAAUAGACUUGGAGAGGUAUCUUUUGUGUGAGAAAAGUGAUCAUAGAAAGUGACAGCAAAUAUUUUUCACAGGAGGAGAUCACAGGACGAUUUUUAGGGAUUCCGUUCACAGAAAAAUGUCAACACUCAAUCCUGGUCUCACAUUUCCUGGAGGAAUGAGUUCUUGGUUCCGAGGGCACUUUCAGGAAUGAGAAAAGCUAUUUUUAGGAAAAAAACUGUCACUCAGGAACUCGAAGAAAAAAAACACUUUCUCCUGAAAUGUCACUCUUAAAAUGAUGGAUUUUAUCCAUACAGAAUAAGAGCCUCUGUCGCAAGGGCAAUAACUUCAUAAAAAGAACACUUUACGGCAAGGGAUUUUGUGCGGGGAUCGAAUUCUUUAUCCGUAUCAAUAAAGAACAACAAAUCUUUUUGGGUGGAACUUUUUGUUUGAGGUUAAAUUGAUUUGCCAAGACUUUAAUUUUCGUAAGUUAUACAAUAUUUUCAAAGGAACUAAUCAUGUACUUUUUAUCUUAAGCUUGAACCGAAGCCAACAAUCAUUUUUAUUUUAUUCACAUCAAAUCGAAACUUUACUUAAUCCUGACAUCUCAAUUUGGUAAUUUAUAAUUUGAUUUCGAAUUAUUGUGAAGUGAAAUAAUAGCAUUUCCUAUGAAAAAGUGUCUUUUUUAAAGUAAUAAAAAAAACCUUUAUCAAAAAUAAAUUUGGUUCGAGAAUGCUAUGCUGUUCUGAAUAUUUCUGUGAACAAAAAUGGUGGUUUCAAGAAAACAUUCUGAAUGCAACACAACUAAUUUGAAAAAAUCCAAGUAGGGAAUACGUCUUAUUAUUUUUCUUAUUGGAAUGAAACCAUAAAACUGAACUGAGAAGAUAAUUGAACGAAUUGUGUUUAAAGAGCUGCAAAAUUUAAUUAAAUCUAAUGAACCAAUCCAAGUUCUGUACAUUAUAAUAUUGAAAGAAAUCAAUUUAAUUUUUUCCGCUUACAAAAGAAAACGAACGUAAACGAAAACUCUAUUAUCAGUGAAUGUAAUAAUUUCCUUAGAAAAAACCAGAAGAAAAGUUUUUUUUCUGUGAUUGAAGAUUAUUUUCUGGAACUACAACUUGACCAAAUAUAAUCAGAUAAGAUGCCACUAAAAAUAAUAUUACAUUAGGAAGAUUUUUUUAGUCACAAUAAAAUCUUGGAAUUCAAUUGAAGAAAGGUUUUUUUUUCUUCCUAUUUUAAAGUUUAAGAAGCUCCAUACGGCAAUCUUAAUAAACAAAAGUGAUAUUGAUUUCUGAUUGUGUCUACAAGAACACAAAAGCAAAUCCCAAUAAAGUGAAGCAACACGGAACAAAGAAACGAUGUUUCGAACAUAUAAAAAAGCAAAAGAGAAAAGGACCUUGACGUAAUAGCUACGUCAUUUCUUAGAGGAUGACUUAUUCUCCAAUCGGUUUCAACGAAAGCACCACGGCUAUGACGUAUUUGUCAAGCCCUCCUUCGAUUGGUCCCAUAGGGAGAUUUAAUAGAUCAUUGUUAUAUGGAGGUAGAUUCCCGCCAGUGAGGCCUACAGUGUCUUUGGAUGCCCGACCAAUCGUCAUUCCUAUUUUGUCGUGUGUCAUAUGUUUUCCAAUAUUAGCCUUUGCAGUCAUUUGUGCUCUAAGGUACAGAGCCAUUAGAUUAAGACAAAGGGACCAACUCAAGCGUGUACAAUCUGGAUGCCGUUCCGUUACCCUAGAGAUACCAGCUAGAGACAAAUCCUCAUUUUAUUCCAAGGACUCAUCAUCAGAUCCAAGCCUCAAGGGACUCGGAGAAAUAUCACAAGCUAUUCCAGACAGUCCUCCACUGCUGUCAGCGCCCAGCACGUCAGGCAUUGCCAGCCGAAGAAGCUCCAAAAGUAGUCAACACGUCAAGUUCAUGACAACAACAGCUGUGUUCCACGGCCGGACGAUUACUGGAUUAAAUGGUCGAUUCAAAUCGACAGGCAAGUCUCAAAAGAUUUUCUGGGACGAACACUCGUCUCACAUAGAAAGCGCUCAAGAACUCGAAAGGGAAUUAAGUUUGACUCUCAACAGCUAGCAGAUGGAGAACUUAGGACUCUCUUCUAAAAGAAAAUCCAUCGAUAAAAGGGUUUGAGAAAACUGCAAUUUUCAAAGUCAAUUUUUAAAUCUGAUGAUUUGAUAACAUAGUUGCAAGUCGCAGAAUAACUUUUUAACUAGAUUUUUAUCGAAAGCAUGUCGGAAAAUAGUUAAGUACUUGAUAUGAAUUUCGAGUACUGAUCUAAUUUAUUCUGAAUAAAUUUCUAUUAGUAUCCAAUUGUAAAACCGUUCUAAUUUACAAGUUCUAUGAUGUAAACUUUGACUAUGGGAAUUCAAUUAAAUAAUUAUAUACAUU
Molecule: messenger RNA, 2533 nt
Organism: Parasteatoda tepidariorum (common house spider)
Lineage: Eukaryota; Metazoa; Arthropoda; Arachnida; Araneae; Theridiidae
Source: RefSeq, a predicted model, not a curated record